Molecule: messenger RNA, 5095 nt
Organism: Siniperca chuatsi (mandarin fish)
Lineage: Eukaryota; Metazoa; Chordata; Actinopteri; Centrarchiformes; Sinipercidae
Gene: adam15
Product: ADAM metallopeptidase domain 15
Exons: 25
Coding region: 505-3429 (974 amino acids)
Biological process (GO): proteolysis; integrin-mediated signaling pathway; innate immune response
Molecular function (GO): integrin binding; metalloendopeptidase activity
Source: RefSeq, a predicted model, not a curated record
GUCUCGCGCUAACUCGGGUUAGCUUAACGCGGCUAGAUGUUGUAUUCGUUAGCUCUCGGUAUAAACGCGGGCGGUCCGGUGUCCUCCGGUAAUGAGCCGCUCUCAGGCCUCUCAGGGCGGAUAAGCCGAACUGUCCGGUGUCCCGGCGAACACGACCGAGAUAAACCGACGCAUUCCGCCCGUAGUUAACGGUAGUUUUUGCCGCCAGAGACUGUUUUCGCCAGAGCUGCGUAGAUUACGGUUCGGUCCGGAGCACCCGCUACGUUAACGGUCACUUUCCCGCCGGUGGUCCGGUACAGCAGCAGCUCUUGACCCGCUUGUUUCUGCGGAUGUUACCGGGAAAAGAAGCACCAUGGAGUUUCGCUGUGGCCUCUCCCGGCGCUCCGACACGGUGAGGUAACGGGAACGGGAACGGGACAGGGUUGCCUCACACACACACACACACACACACACACACACACACACAGCAGCAACCUGUUGCCGGUGGCCGGUGACGCAGAGAGGAUGAGCGGAGCCGCCGCGCUGCUGCUGCCGCUGCUGCUGCUGCUGCUCAGCGGCCGCGCUGCGUUCACCGCUGCCCGGUCCCUGAACGCACCCCCGGACGGAGGGGCUCUGCCCCCGGACGGACAGACGGACGGCACCGACGGUCUGACCGCAACCGUGACAGGUGUGGACAGACGGCGACGCCCCCUGCUGGAGAAAACCCGCCCCUUCGUCGUGGUGGACGGACAGAGGCGGAGCCUGUCUGAAGCUCUACAGGACGGUCACCCCGACAGGCUGCAGUGUGGACUGCAGGUGGGAGGACGCCUCUUCCUGCUGGACCUGGAGAAGAACCAUGACCUGCUGCCCAAACCGCCCAACGUCUUCUACUACCUGCCCAACGGCACCGGAGUGUCCGUGAGGGCCGACCCCGUGACUCACUGUUAUUACCACGGCAGCGUCCGAGGCUUCCCUCAGUCCAGAGUGGCUCUGAGCACCUGCUCCGGACUCCGCGGCGUCAUCGCCAUUAACUCCACCCUGAGCUUUGAGCUGCAGCCCGAGGAGGACGACCACCGCCGCCACCAGGGGGGGGAGGAGGAGGAGGAGGGAGGAGGGGAGAGUGGAGGAGAUGGGAGUGGAGGGAGCGGAGGAGGAGGAGGAAGAGAUGAAGAUGGAGGAGUCCACCUGCUGUUCUCCACCAGCCCUCUGGAGGGCGACGGUGCUGGAGGCUGCGGGGUUUCUCACGCCGCUGUCCCCCCCAUCCACAGCUCCACUCACACGCACAGGAGGAAGAGAGACAUCCUGUCUGAGACCAAAUACAUCGAGCUGGUGCUGGUGGUCGAUAACCAGGAGUUUCUGAAUUACCAGAAGAACAAUAAGACCAUCAUCUACCGCAUGCUGGACGUGGCCAACCAGGUGGACUGGUUCUACCGUCCUCUGAACGUCCGGGUAGCGCUGACCGGUCUGGAGAUCUGGAGCGACCGCGAUAAGAUCCGGGUGGAGAAGAGUCCCACCGACACCCUCAACAACUUCCUGGAGUGGAGGACCAGAGAGCUGCUGCCGCGCCUUCGCCACGACAACGCCCAGCUCGUCAUGGGGGGUUCUUUUGAUGGCACCACAGUGGGGAUGGCGUCUCAGUCGUCCAUGUGCUCCAGAGACCGGUCGGGUGGAGUCAACGUGGACCACCUGGUCAGUGUGUUGGGCGUCGCCUCCACUGUAGCUCAUGAACUCGGUCACAACUUGGGGAUGAGUCACGACACCGCCGAGCGCCGCUGCUCCUGUCAGAACGAACCGCGGCUCGGAGGAUGCAUCAUGGAACCCUCAACCGGGUUCAUGCCCGGUCAGCAGUUCAGCAGCUGCAGCGCUGCAGAUCUGUCCGUCAGCCUGCUGCACGGCGGCGGUAUGUGUCUGUUCAACGUACCGCAGCCGGACCGUCUGCUGGGAGGACCUCGCUGUGGAAACCUGUACGUGGAGAGAGGAGAGGAGUGUGACUGCGGCCUGCGGGAGGAGUGUGAGGACCCCUGCUGUAACGCCUCCACCUGUCAGCUGGUUCCUGGAGCUCAGUGCUCGUCUGACGGCAUCUGCUGCCACGACUGCAAGUUGCGGGCGGCAGGUUUGGUGUGUCGCGAGCCGCUCGGAGAGUGUGACCUCCCAGAGUUCUGCACAGGCUCCUCCCCUCACUGCCCCCCCAACGUCUUCCUGCAGAACGGAGAGCCCUGCGAGGACAGCGCCUCCUACUGCUACGGAGGAGUCUGCGCCAGCAUUGACACACAGUGCCAGAUGCUGUGGGGACCCAAUGCAACCAGCGCUCCAGCCGUCUGUUUCUCGUCAGUCAACAAACAGGGAAACAAAUAUGGAAACUGUGGUCAGCUGACCAACGGCUCCUACGUCCCCUGUGGAAACUCUGACGUCCACUGCGGCAGGAUCCAGUGCCAGGGAGGGAGGGAGCGCCCCCUGCUGGGCACCAACGCAGAGAUCCUCACCACCACGGUGCGCUUCAACCACAGCGACCUGGUCUGCAGAGGAACCUUCUUCCACUUGGGCGACGACGUGUCGGACCCCGCCACUGUGGCCCAGGGCACCGCCUGCGGCCCCGGCAAGGCCUGUUUGAACCAGAAGUGUCAGGACGUGUCGGUGUUCGGUGUGGACGAAUGCCACAGGAAGUGUAACGGUCACGGGGUGUGUAACAGUAAUAAGAACUGUCACUGCGAUGUGGGCUGGGCUCCACCUGACUGCAGGUACUCCGGUCACGGAGGCAGCGUGGACAGCGGGCCGGCCAGAGCUGCUCGAGAGUCUGACCCGGUCCGAGCGGCUCUGCUCGUCAUCUUCCUCUUCAUCCUGCCCGUGGUCCUCCUCUUCCUCGCGCUGCGCUUCCCUCGUUUCCGUCAGAGUCUCUUCUGUCUGGGACCCAACAGCCCGUUUCAUAAAGCUCGACAACACAACCGGACGCCGGUGAUGGAGCGAGUGGACGGCAGGAACGGAGAGCAGGUCCGACCUCUGAGAUACCACCUGAACCCACCGACUGACAUCCCGCUGACCGUGCCCCACAAAGAGGUUCGUGACAGACCUGCUCCUCCCACUAAGCCACUCCCCCCUGACCCCGCCCUAAAACCCCCACCGCAGCGACCGGCCCCCCCCAGCAAGCCUCUGCCCCCCGACCCCCCCAACCAGCUGCUGGUGAGCCGACCAGCUCCACCCAACAAGCCCCUCCCCCCUGACCCCGUCACACCUGGACAGGUCUCUGUCCCAUCCAAACCCGUGGUGCCCGUAAAGCCCCGCCUUUUGGUCCCGCCGUCCCACCCCCACCUCCCCCCUCACCCCGGCUACACCUCCAACACCAAACCGCCACAACACAGAGCCGUCGCACCUGCAGCCGGUCCCAACAGACGACCUCCUGCUCCUCCGAUUCGACCCGCAAACCCUCAGAAAGUCGACUCGUCUCCGCUUUGACCUCCGAACAACAAACUCGGCGUCUGCGGACAGACGUUACCUUCCGGCCUGUAAGCCUCCUAAAGAUGAAGAUGACUUUAUUAUCCAGUUUGCACUCAGUCAUCGGAUUCCUCACUUAAUCCUUCAUGAACUGUAAAUAAAAGGUCAGUGCCUUGCUCAGCAGCGCCUCGGCAGCGAUGAUCUGGACACCCGGGAAUUGAACCCCCGACCUUUGACCGACGGCUGCUGGAGAUGAUGUCACAUUAAAGUGUCUUGGUGUCAGCGACACAGCGCCCCCUGGAGCCAGCGGGGGGGGUUCAGUGCCUUGCUCAAGAACCCUGAGACGGGACUCAAACCUGCGUGUCUCAAAGUAAAGACUAAUUAGCAGAGUGGUUCCCAAACUGUGGUCCAGGCCCCUCUGCAGGGCCCGCAGGACGUUCCGCAGGAAAUUCAAAAUAUCUUUUAAGUUUCAAACGUGAUUUAUUUUAAUUUUUUUUAAGCAAAAUAACUGAAUGUAGAAGUUUUUCUUCGCUCCUGCAGCUCGGACGGACCAAACUUUAACAAAUCUUCAUGAUAUCAUCGCGGAGUCGGACGUAACCUUCAUCUAAUGGACUUAAUAUAUUUUUAAAGGGGAUUGAAUCGUCAUCGGAUUGGACAUUAAAAAGACUUGAGAUCCUGGAUUAAAGGAUUAAAGGACGGCGGCAGAUUUACGAUGUGUUGGCGGAAAAAACUGUUCGGGGGGGAAAUCCUGAGAUUUUGAAAAUGAAGUUGAGAAAUUUUAGAAAAAAGUCAUAAUUUUGUGGAACAUUUUUUAAAAAUAUUUUGAGAAUAAAGUAUUAAUAUGUCAAGAAAAUAGUUGUGAUAUUACGAGUAUGAAGUCAAAGUACUACAAGAGAAAGCUUGCUUCGACAGCUUUAUUCUCAAAAUGUUACAACUUUAAUCUCGAAAUGUUGCGACUUUAUCGUCGAAGUUUCUCGACUUAAUUAUAAACAUUUUUCAACGUAAUUCUCUAAAUGUUUUUCUCAAAUUAUCGCAUUAUUUCCAAAAUAUUACAGUUUUAUUCUCUAAAUAUUAUGACCUUUUACUUGUAACCUCACGACUUUUUAAAAAUAUAAAUAUAUUUGGACUUGAUUUGGACCGUCGUAAAGGAUUUUAUUUUAACUCUUUAGAAUUGUCUCCGGGCUUCUUGACUGCUGCAACGAAGGAGCCGCCUUCGCUGAUGUGGCCAAGAAACUGCCGGAGACCCGAACCCACGUCCUGGAUUUUCGGACGACGAGAUCCUUGCUGGACUUAAGCCUUACCAGGAGAACUGGUUCUGUCCCAGUAACCCCGCCUGUUUCUGCUGGGAGAUGUCGUGAUUCCGUGUGCUGGAUCAGGUUUUUAUUUUUCUAACCCGCCUUGAGAUUUCUAUCGGAGACAGCCGGGAAUGUAAUGAAUGUUCGUAACGUUACGCCAAAGACGAGAUGAUGAAUGUCAUAUAAGAGAUGCUGUAAGAUUAUCUGAUGUGUGGAAAAUGUUUUGCCUUUUUCCCCGGUGCUGGGUGUAGUGGGAUGUUUCUCGUGACUAGUAGAGAUGAUGGAUGAUACCGAAGCUCGUUUCACUCCUGUGGUGUCACAGUUUCACGACUUUGUGUCGGAGUUUGUGUCAAAUAAAGAAAAGCAAGUGACCGAUGACGUCCGGAGCUUCA